CAUCACAUUGUAUUUCUGGAAGCAGUACACCUGCCCUUGGCAACUAUGCCGUUCGACUACACAAUGGACAAGUACCAGAAGACCAGUCCGGGUGAGAUCAAGGAGAGAAUCAAGCCAGCUACGAUUGUCAUCUCGAAUGUGGUGGACGUGAAACCAUCAGAUAUGGACGCUGCACCUCAUCUUCAGCUGCUAGCGGUCCUCGCAACCGGUAUGGGCUGGGUCGAUAAGGAGUACUGCGCCAAACGCGGCAUUUCUGUCAUCAAUGCACCUAGUGCAAACAUCGAUGCGGUAUCAGAGCAUUUCCUUGCCUUAUAUUUCGCAAGCCGGAAGAGGGUUGGGGUCAUUGAUCGCAAUGUCAAGACCAGUCAUGAGUGGAUACAAACCAACAGUCUUACCAAGAAAAUUUGGCCUGCUGGUCCGCCUCUUGGCUGCAAGCAAGAAACUCUUGGCAUCAUUGGCUAUGGCGCCCUGGGCAAACGGAUCGAGAUGCUUUGCAAAGCCCUUGGGUUCAAAGAGAUUCUGGUCGCGGAGCGAAGAGGUGUUACUACCACCAGAGGCGGUCGAGUCGCUUUCGAAGACGUGCUCAAGCGGAGUAGCACUAUAGUACUUGUAUGUCCGCGUGAUCAGGACACGAUCAACCUGAUCGGUAAAGCAGAACUCGAGACUAUGCGUCGAGAUGCACUCUUGGUGAACAUGGCGAGAGGUGGCAUCGUCAAUGAAGCUGCAUUAGCUACUGCUCUCCGCGAGGGCAGAAUUUUUGGUGCUGCUACGGAUGUUCUUGAUACAGAGCCUGGCGGACCCGGUACGUCGCCGCUCUUACCAGACCUCAGCAAGGGCGAAGAGGAGGUGCCGAAUCUGCUCGUCACUAGCCACGUUGCAUGGUUCUCUGGAAGUACUAUCCAAACGCUG
This is a messenger RNA of Pseudocercospora fijiensis CIRAD86, 909 nucleotides long. RefSeq lists its product as uncharacterized. The annotation marks the transcript as partial. The transcript has a single exon. Gene Ontology annotation, molecular function: NAD binding; oxidoreductase activity, acting on the CH-OH group of donors, NAD or NADP as acceptor. The record is from RefSeq and is a predicted model, not a curated record. Lineage: Eukaryota; Fungi; Ascomycota; Dothideomycetes; Mycosphaerellales; Mycosphaerellaceae.